This is a messenger RNA of Mugil cephalus (flathead mullet), 3296 nucleotides long. RefSeq names its product DNA cross-link repair 1A (PSO2 homolog, S. cerevisiae) (gene dclre1a). Lineage: Eukaryota; Metazoa; Chordata; Actinopteri; Mugiliformes; Mugilidae. The transcript has 9 exons. The coding region runs from base 241 to 3009 and encodes 922 amino acids. Gene Ontology annotation, molecular function: damaged DNA binding; 5'-3' DNA exonuclease activity. Gene Ontology annotation, biological process: protection from non-homologous end joining at telomere; double-strand break repair via nonhomologous end joining; interstrand cross-link repair. The record is from RefSeq and is a predicted model, not a curated record.
AAUGUUCAACUGCCACAAACGGUUCAUGGAGAAGAAAAGUAGGAUUGUUUCAUAACUAAUAAUCAUAAGAACGCGUUUAAUUUUGUUGCGGUAACACUCGUCUAUAUAUUACUAGGAAAUCUACCAGUAGUCUUUAAUAUACUGUGUUUAUUAGUAGUAGUAGUAGUAGUACCGCGGGAUGUUACCAAACAUCGGUCCUUUCGUAAGAACGGAGGAUUUCGAGGAGGUCGUCGGGUCCAAAUGUCACAAAAAGACGACAGUGAAAAGGACAUUUGGGACUAUAGACCCCUGAAGAAGACAAAGAAGAGACAUGCGCCGCCGUCCGAAGCCGUGACUAAGAGAAAAUGCACAUUCAGGAGGACCUCGAAGAAGAAGGAGGAGGACUUCUCUCUCUCAGCCAAGUCAGAAGACAAUGAUGCAAAAGCAGCUGGACGCGGAGAUGUUGGAGUAACUGGUGUUGAAGGAUGUGGCAACUUGGAGCCAAAUUAUUUACCCUCUCCUGCCAAAGACGAUGAUGAUGCAGCGGAGGGAUCGUCCUCUGGAGACUUUUGUCCCAUCUGUCAGAUGCCUUUCUACAUUUUGGUUGUGCAGUCCCAAAGAUGGCACGUUGCUGAAUGCCUGGACACCCCCAGGGACCAAUGCAAAGAAUGCCCAGAUGGUCUUCAGUGCUCCUCCACCAUUCCCAACCAUUACAAGAAGUUCGACCAUUCGUAUCUGGCUCACAGCCGAGCCCACGGCGACGCAGGCCUCCUCAGCGUGAUCCGGGAGGAGGCGGGAACCAACCUGCGUUGUCUCCCGGGGUCGACAAACAAGGAGGCGGGUGGCUGCGUUUUAGAGGCUUCGCCGGACAGCGCAUUCAGUCUUUCUGACAUUUCCACUCAUAGUGUUUCUCCUCCCAGUGAUCACAAUGUGACACCCAAGUCAAAGCUCGCAAACGGGCUUCUCAAACUGCGCUCGCCCGCCCCAGAGGAUUUUAAGAAAAAGAAAGGAUGGAUGUCGUCUAGUAAAAGCCAAAAGUCAGUGACUUCUUCCCAGGAAAGUACAAAAGAACUUUCAUCCACUCCUGUCAAUGAGCUUAGUAGGAGUUUACCUUCCCCUGAAAAUGAUGACAUGAUAUCAUACUCUCCUCUGUCUGAGUUCCCUGCAGAGGCUGAAGAUCAUAAUGGUAAUGAGUGUAGAAAAUCUCUUUUUAAUAAUGAUGAAAACAAGGAUGAGGACUCCAUGGUGCUGUUCAGCGACAGCUUCUCCAGCGACGACGAGCUCCUCGCUGAAUUUAUAGACAAUAAUUUGGAAGUCAAUAACUUGCCAGAGGAGGAGGAGGCGUCCUCCCCAAGCACCCAGCUGGGUUCAGUUUCCUCAUUAGCGCCUCCUAAUCAGUCCACUGCCUCGGCAUUUACAGGGAACAGAGCUGAUCACUCAGAGGGAAAAGCAGCCUGCAGUAAAUCUAAUGAAAUCGGUACGACUAGCUUUCAGUCUCCACAGAGGAUCGUUUUAGAGCGGCUAAGAGAAACGAUUCUCAGCUCAGGAAACUCGAACAGUAUUCAAACACUACAACUUCCCACAACUCCUCCAUCUCAGAACGUCCCCGUCCCCAGGUCUCAGAGCAUGGCGCCUCGGAGGGGCCUCGGCAGCAAGGCAGGUCAGGCCUCGGGUCUGAAGCAAACGGACAUCGGUGUGUUCUUCGGCCUCAAACCGGCCAAGGAGAAGGAGAAAGAAGAACCUCAGGGGGAACCGACUCUCGACGCCUCCGAGACCUCGGGACGGAGGAGACAAAGGGGACCGAGGGCACCGAGGGGAAGCAGGCAGAGGGCGAGUAAGGCCGACGCAACCGUGGAAACGUCGCAGGCUGCUGCAGAAACCGGAGAUGGCUCUAGUUUGGUGGAUGGUCAGGUAGAAACAGGGAGAGGUGGGAGCAGAGGAUGGAGAAGAAAAAGGUGGAACCGAGUCGGUCCUGACGGAGAAGUGCAGCUACCACGCUGUCCGUUUUACAAGAAGAUUCCAGGCACAAGGUUUGCCGUCGACGCCUUCCAGUACGGGGAGAUAGACGGCAUCACCGCCUACUUCCUCACACAUUUCCACUCGGACCAUUACGGAGGUUUGACCAAGAACUCAACACUUCCGAUCUACUGUAACAGAAUCACAGGGAACCUGGUGAAGAGCAAGCUGAAGGUGGCAGAACAGUACGUCCACGUCCUCCCCAUGAACACCGAGGUCACCGUGGACGGAGUCCGAGUCGUCCUCCUGGACGCCAACCAUUGUCCCGGAGCUGCCAUGCUGCUGUUCUUCCUGCCCGACGGACAGACGGUCCUCCACACCGGGGACUUCCGAGCCGACCCGUCCAUGGAGACGUACCCGGAGCUGCUGGGCUGCCGCGUGCAGACGCUGUAUCUGGACACCACCUACUGCAGCCCCGAGUACACGUUCCCACGGCAACAAGAGGUCAUCAACUUCGCAGCCAGCACGGCCUUCGAGCUGGUGACACUCAGCCCACGAACACUGGUGGUGUGUGGGUCCUACUCUGUGGGGAAGGAGAAGGUGUUUCUGGCGCUGGCAGACGUCCUGGGCUCUAAAGUUUGCCUCUCGAGGGACAAAUACAACACCAUGUGCUGUCUGGAGUCGGAGCAAGUCAGAGAACGCAUAACCACCGACUGGAAGGCGGCCCAGGUCCACGUGCUGCCCAUGAUGCAGCUGAAUGUCAAAAAGCUGCGUGAUCACCUGUCACGCUUCUCGGGACAGUACGAUCAGCUGGUGGCCUUCAAGCCGACGGGCUGGACCUUCAGUCAGCAGGCGGAGUCGGUGGAGGACAUCCAGCCUCAGAUCAGCGGCAACGUCUCCAUCUACGGGGUCCCGUACAGCGAACACAGCAGCUUUCUGGAGCUGAAGCGGUUCGUCCAGUGGCUGCGACCUCUCAAGAUCAUUCCCACGGUCAACAACGGCAGCUGGGCCGGCAGGAAGGCCAUGGAGAAGUGCUUCGGGGAGUGGCUCCGCGAAACCAGAGCUAAACUGUGAGCGGGGUCUGCCAGAACUCAUCGGGAGCAAAUGUGAAAAAAAUCUAUUUUAACACCACUCAUUUUUCUAACUGUUAUUAGAGGAACAAUUCACUCUUGGACCAGUAUCGUAUUUUUAUGCUCUUAUGCAAAAUGACAUGGAAGCUUUUAACAGGACAUUGUUUUUCAAUUCACUCAUCCGUGUUCUGCAAGUGCUGCUCUAGAAAUUCCAAUUUUCUUCUCAGUGUUUGUUUGUUUUUUUGUAUAUAAUUAAAACUUUUAUGCAGAAGAAUAAAUGUUUUAAUCAUU